Messenger RNA from Knipowitschia caucasica, 5085 nucleotides. Lineage: Eukaryota; Metazoa; Chordata; Actinopteri; Gobiiformes; Gobiidae. The record is from the annotation of a GenBank genome assembly.
AUGAUUGUGGACUUCAGGAAGAGCACUGUCCCCCCGCCCCCACCCUCGGUGAUGGACUCCCCCAUCACCUCUGUGGAGUCCUUCCGUUUCCUGGGCACCACCAUCACCCAGGACCUCAAGUGGGAGCCGACCAUCAGCUCCCUCAUCAAGAAGGCCCAGCAGAGGAUGUACUUCCUGCGGAAGCUCAGGAAAGCCAAGCUGCCUGCACAGAUGUUGGUGCAGUUCUACACGGUCAUCAUCGAGUCCAUCCUCCCCUCCUCCAUCACCUCCUCCAUCACCUCCUCCAUCACCGUGUGGUUCGCUGGAGCCACAUGUCGUCAUUACGUCACGCCCUGCUCACUACGUCAGCACGUCACGCCUGUCCCCAUCUGGAGGACACCGCGGUGGACGCUCCGCAGCGGGACACGCGGAGACAAAGUGCAGUCUCCAGGUGAGGAGGGCGUGUCUCCACAGCCUGAUGAUGUCAUCCCCUGUGCCCGCCCCUCGCCGGUCGCCACGGCGUGGGAGGAGGUGCAGUGGGAGGAGGUGCAGUGGGAGGAGGUGCAGUGGGAGGAGGUGCAGUGGAUGGAGGUGCAGUGGCAGGAGGGGCAGUGGUUGGAGGUGCAGUGGGAGGAGGUGCAGUGGGAGGAGGUGCAGUGGAUGGAGGUGCAGUGGCAGGAGGGGCAGUGGUUGGAGGUGCAGUGGGAGGAGGUGCAGUGGCAGGAGGUGCAGUGUUUGGGUUACAGAGGAGGUGCCGUGGAUGGAGAUGCAGUGGCAGGAGAGGAGGUGCCGUGGAUGGAGGUGCAGUGGCAGGAGAUACAGUGGCAGGAGGUGCAGUGUUUGGGGUACAGAGGAGGUGCCAUGGAUGGAGGUGCAGUGGGAGGAGGUGCAGUGUUUGGGGCACAGAGGAGGUGCCGUGGAUGGAGGUGCAGUGGCAGAAGGUGCAGUGUUUGGGGUACAGAGGAGGUGCCGUGGAUGGAGGUGCAGUGGCAGGAGGUGCAGUGUUUGGGGUACACAGGAGGUGCCGUGGAUGGAGGUGCAGUGGCAGGAGGUGCGGUGGAUGGAGAUGCCGUGGCAGGAGGUGCAGUGUUUGGGGUACAGAGGAGGUGCCGUGGAUGGAGGUGCAGUGGCAGGAGGUGCAGUGUUUGGGGUACAGAGGAGGUGCCGUGGAUGGAGGUGCAGUGGCAGGAGGUGCGGUGGAUGGAGAUGCCGUGGCAGGAGGUGCAGUGUUUGGGGUACAGAGGAGGUGCAGUGGCAGGAGAUACAGUGGCAGGAGGUGCAGUGUUUGGGGUACAGAGGAGGUGCCGUGGAUGGAGGUGCAGUGGCAGGAGAUACAGUGGCAGGAGGUGCAGUGUUUGGGGUACAGAGGAGGUGCGAUGGAUGGAGAUACAGUGGCAGGAGGUGCAGUGUUUGGGGUACAGAGGAGGUGCCAUGGAUGGAGAUACAGUGGCAGGAGGUGCAGUGUUUGGGGUACAGAGGAGGUGCAGUGGGAGGAGGUGCAGUGGCAGGAGGUGCAGUGUUUGGAGUACAGAGGAGGUGCAGUGGGAGGAGGUGCAGUGGCAGGAGGUGCAGUGUUUGGGGUACAGAGGAGGUGCCGUGGAUGGAGGUGCAGUGGCAGGAGGUGCAGUGUUUGGGGUACAGAGGAGGUGCCGUGGAUGGAGGUGCAGUGGCAGGAGGUGCGGUGGAUGGAGAUGCCGUGGCAGGAGGUGCAGUGUUUGGGGUACAGAGGAGGUGCAGUGGCAGGAGAUACAGUGGCAGGAGGUGCAGUGUUUGGGGUACAGAGGAGGUGCCGUGGAUGGAGGUGCAGUGGCAGGAGAUACAGUGGCAGGAGGUGCAGUGUUUGGGGUACAGAGGAGGUGCGAUGGAUGGAGAUACAGUGGCAGGAGGUGCAGUGUUUGGGGUACAGAGGAGGUGCCAUGGAUGGAGAUACAGUGGCAGGAGGUGCAGUGUUUGGGGUACAGAGGAGGUGCAGUGGGAGGAGGUGCAGUGGCAGGAGGUGCAGUGUUUGGAGUACAGAGGAGGUGCAGUGGGAGGAGGUGCAGUGGCAGGAGGUGCAGUGUUUGGGGUACAGAGGAGGUGCCGUGGAUGGAGGUGCAGUGGCAGGAGGUGCAGUGUUUGGGGUACAGAGGAGGUGCCGUGGAUGGAGGUGCAGUGGCAGGAGGUGCGGUGGAUGGAGAUGCCGUGGCAGGAGGUGCAGUGUUUGGGGUACAGAGGAGGUGCAGUGGCAGGAGAUACAGUGGCAGGAGGUGCAGUGUUUGGGGUACAGAGGAGGUGCCGUGGAUGGAGGUGCAGUGGCAGGAGAUACAGUGGCAGGAGGUGCAGUGUUUGGGGUACAGAGGAGGUGCGAUGGAUGGAGAUACAGUGGCAGGAGGUGCAGUGUUUGGGGUACAGAGGAGGUGCCAUGGAUGGAGAUACAGUGGCAGGAGGUGCAGUGUUUGGGGUACAGAGGAGGUGCAGUGGGAGGAGGUGCAGUGUUUGGAGUACAGAGGAGGUGCAGUGGGAGGAGGUGCAGUGGCAGGAGGUGCAGUGUUUGGGGUACAGAGGAGGUGCAGUGGGAGGAGGUUUAACCCUCUCCGCGCUCUUCAGCCGAAACGCCGUCUGCAGAACGUCUUGUCGGGGGCGGGGCCAGCGGAAGGGGCGGGGCCAGCGGAGGGGGCGGGGCCAGCAAAGGGAGUUGGGCCAGCAGCCGACUGUGAUUCUACUUUGGCCACAGCUCCAUCAGCGUUUGAUUACUGCCGCUUCAUUGAGCUGGAUUAUGUCCCGAUGGAGAGCGGACACCAAUCCCACAGGUCUUCGACCAAAGCCAGAGUCCCUCAGUCAGCCCCGCCCGUUCCUUCUAAAGCCCCGCCCCUUCCCUCUAAAGCCCCGUCCCCUCUCUCCAGAGCCCAACCCCCUCCCAGGUCUGGCUCCCCGCGCUCGGGCUCUCCCCUCACGACCCGUGGAUCCCGGAGGACAGCGCCCCCUAGAGACACACAGAGCUGCAGCAGCUCCUCAGGGUCCUGCAAGGGCAGUGACUGCAGCCCCACCAAAGGGAGGCAGUUGCGGUCUUGCUCUGAGAACCAUGGGAUCCGCCCCCCUCCCCCAGAGCAGUACCUCACCCCCCUCCAGCAGAAAGAAGUCUGUAUCAGACACUUGAGGACCAGACUGAGGGAGACCAUCUGUGCCCUGGAGACCAGGGAUGGAGAGAUCGGCGACCUGAGACAGAGACUGUCCCAGAUGCAGGAGGACUGGGUGGAGGAGGAGUGUCAGCGAGUCGAGGCGCAGCUCGCCCUGAAGGAAGCACGAGCAGAGAUCCAGGCUCUGCAGCGCUCAGUGGGCGGGGUCACAGGGGGUGUGGCCAUGGGCGGGGUCACAGGGGGCGUGGCCAUGGUGGGGUCGGAGCUGGGAGCUGAGGACAUCGUCUUCCAGGACCUGGCGCCCAAUGGGAGGGGUGUGGCUAGGGCGGUAGGCUCUGCCCCCGCCUCUGUGUCUGCAGAGAGUCCUGUAGCUCCGCCCACAGCUCCUGGAGCUCCGCCCACAGCUCCCCUCACCCGCAGCUCGACCUACACCCGGUUGUCGGAGCGGGAAUACAGCUUGACCAAACACCACGACCACAACUCUGCCCGAGUCCACGACUACAGCGGCCAUCUUUACCCCUACAGCCAUCUCUACGGCGACACGCCCCUCCCCCUUCUCUAUGGGGACACACCACUCCCUCUUCCCCCUGGCUCCGCCCCUCAGGCCACAGGGAGCAGCGGCUGCGUCCCGAGCCGCGCAGACCUGCUGCUAGAGGCUGCGUUCCUGUCGGAGGAGACGGCGUCGUUACUGAACGCGUGCACUCAGACCUUCGCCUCUCUCCCCCCCCUCCCCCACUCACACACCCUCCCUCACUCCUUCCCUCGUUCUCGCCUCGCUCGCCCCCUCCCCCACUCCCUCACUCACUCCUCCACCUGCGAGGGGGGGCUGGGGGGAUGCUGCAGUCACCCGUGUCGCUGGCACCACCCUCUGGUCAUGAGGGAGGCGGGCAUUCAGACCGAGGGGGGAGGGGCCUGUAGUCCCACCUCCACUUGGUCCGACGAAUCAGGCUGCACUGCCCUGACGAUGGCCACUGAGCCCCUCCCCCAACGGGUGAGGGAGGAGGGAGGGGGGUUGGCGAGGUCAAAGACAAUCUGUGCCCUGGAGGGGGAGGAGCUUGACCAGGACAAAGCAGAUGACCUCGACUUAACCUACGCUGAUCUGGACGAUCUGAGCUGCUACGAGCUAACGCCGCUACCCAUGCCAACGACGCAACCGCUAACAACGCAACCGCUAAUGCCGCCACCGUUAAUGACGCAACCAUUAACAACGCAGCAGCUAACAACGCAACUGCUAACGACGCAACCGCUAACGACGCAACCGCUAACACUGCAUGUCAAUGAGGCUAACACUCAGGAGCUCGAGGUAGAGGAGCUGCUCGUCCCUGAGCGCAGCUACUGGAGCCGGCACUUCCUGGUGGACCUGCUGGCCGUGGUGAUCCCGGUCGUGCCCACGGUUGCCUGGUGGUGCCGCGGGUCGGGGGGGCUGGGGGGAGAGGGGGAGGGGCCAGGGGUGGAGGAGGAGGGGGAGGAAGUGCGGGAGCAGGGGGCGGGGACAUGUGAGGAGGGGGAGGAAGUGCGGGAGCAGGGGGCGGGGACAUGUGAGGAGGGGGAGGAAGUGCGGGAGCAGGGGGCGGGGACAUGUGAGGAGGGGACCUGGGAUAUUGAAGCGUCGCCAUCUUGUUCUUGUGUUGUUAUUCUACACCGCGUUAAAUAUGUCAAAGACCCGCCCCCUCAUUUUGAAACCCCGCCCCUCAGAGAAACAGCAUCAGGAGAAGCAGUCGGUCUGCCCCAGGAGGAGUCUCCCCCAGGAGGAGUCUCCCCCAGGAGGAGUCUCCCUCAGGAGGAGUCUCCCCCAGGAGGAGUCUCCCCCAGGAGGAGUCUCCCUCAGGAGGAGUCUCCCUCAGGAGGAGUCUCCCUCAGGAGGAGUCUCCCUCAGGAGGAGUCUUCCUCAGGAGGAGUCUCCCUCAGGAGGAGUCUCCCUCAGGAGGAGUCUCCCCCAGGAGGAGUCUCCUCCAGGAGUCAGGGCGUUCUCAGUCAAAAGUGCACUUAG